CCUUCUUCCUAGGCAGGUUGCCCCGGUGGUGAGGCCCCGCCCCUGCAGCUGCGGAGGGAUUUGGAGGGAUAGAGGCUGCCCUUGGCCCUGAGGGGUGUGCAGGUGACCUGAGUAAAGCCAGGAAGGAGAGGCAGCGCUGAGGAGACCCCAGCGGCCCGCCCCACCCAGCUGGGGCUCAUUGCACCCUCGGGGCAGCGGCCGUAGGGCUUUCCACCCCUUGGUGGUGGGGCGGGGCUGGGGUGUGACUGCCAAGACCCCGACCUGAUGCUGCUGGGAGAGCUCCUGGCGUCUCGCUGUCUGGACGUGGAGCCGCCAAGACCCUCCGCCCAGCAGAAGCCGAGGCCCCCCGGAUGCUUCAGGCUCAGUGGCAGGUCCCUCUGGCCUGGAUGCCAGGACUCCAUCACUGCCCUGGGCUUCCUUCAAGAGACAGAAGAGGGGCUAGCCCUGCCCCCAACUCAGGACCCCCUGGCCCUGGGACCCUGCUGGGGACCAAUGACCCUGGGGACUUUGGACCCCUUAACUAUGGCCAGGAAUUCCAAGAACAUGCAGACCCCAGUCAGCCAGAAGCGCUGCAGCAUGGUGCCCCCUGAGGGUCCUCCAGCCCCACCCCAGAGAAGACCACGCAAACAGCCGCACCCCUGCCGGGGCACUGAGAAAGGGGACCCCACGUUCCAAGGAGUGACUCUGACUUUUCAGUUAAAGCCGGACUGCAGCCUGCAGAUCUUGCCCACCUACAGCAGCCACUCUCAGGGACCACCCGCAAGCCCUGCCAGUGCCCCUGAGCCCAACCCUGGAGGCAGCGAGGCCCAGGCUCCACGAUGCUGUGCCUCCUGUAGGACCCAGAGGACCCCACUCUGGAGAGAUGCUGAAGAUGGGACCCCUCUCUGCAAUGCCUGUGGUAUCAGGUACAAGAAAUAUGGUACCCGUUGUUCCAGUUGCUGGCUGGUGCCCAGGAAAAGUGUCCAGCCCAAGAAGCUGUGUGGCAGAUGUGGGUUGUCCAUGGACCCCCACCAAGACCCAACUCAGGAAAUGAAGAAUAUCCAGGCUCAGUCCCCAGACUCCCUGUUUCAUGAGGUCACCCCCCUGGUUCAGCCCCUUCUCCAGUCGGGCUUGAUUGGACUCCAAAUAAAGGAAACUGUUUCAGCUGUGACUAUUGUUAUUGCUAUUAAUACUUUGAGAAAGCCUGAGCUACUCAGAGCAGUGUGAUUUGGGAAUCCCAUUCUGAGUACUUUCCUUCACUUCUCCCCAUCCUGGGAAGAUGGGGGCAGGUGUUUCAUUGGGGUUGUGAGGAACACACACACACACACACACACACACAGAGAGUUAUAUACAGACCAACACAAGAAUUAACCACAUUCACUCAGCACAGUGUCCUAUACCGGAAAACAGUCACCACACAAACAACACACAUAGAUGCACAAGACAAAUGCAUGUGCUGACACCCACAUGUGAAAGACACACAGAUACAGACUGACCACACAAAUCAAUAGACACAGCCAGUGACAGACACCUGUGUG
Marmota monax (woodchuck) is the source of this 1517-nucleotide messenger RNA. It is a transcript of the gene Zglp1, whose product is annotated as zinc finger GATA like protein 1. The record is from RefSeq and is a predicted model, not a curated record. NCBI's taxonomy places the organism in Eukaryota, Metazoa, Chordata, Mammalia, Rodentia, Sciuridae. The coding region runs from base 265 to 1206 and encodes 313 amino acids. Gene Ontology annotation, cellular component: nucleus. Gene Ontology annotation, biological process: oocyte development; regulation of transcription by RNA polymerase II; spermatogenesis. The transcript has 6 exons. Gene Ontology annotation, molecular function: zinc ion binding; sequence-specific DNA binding.